Messenger RNA from Solanum tuberosum (potato), 1968 nucleotides. RefSeq lists its product as uncharacterized. Bases 1 to 1968 code for a protein of 655 amino acids. The transcript is spliced from 2 exons. The record is from RefSeq and is a predicted model, not a curated record. NCBI's taxonomy places the organism in Eukaryota, Viridiplantae, Streptophyta, Magnoliopsida, Solanales, Solanaceae.
AUGGCGAUUGUAGUGGAUAAUGAGUUGCCGGAAAAAUUAAGCCAUAAUCAUCUUUUAUAUCUGAAUUCUUCAGAUACUUCUAGAGUGAUGUUGAUUUCAAUUCAACUAACUGGAUCUGAGAACUAUUCUGUAUGGAGCAGAUCAAUGAAGAUUGCUAUACUUGGAAGAAACAAGUUGGGUUUCAUUGAUGGAAAGUGCAGAAAAGAAGGUUUUGGUACAAAUUUGGUUGAUCUAUGGGAGCGUUGUAAUGCAAUUGUUCUCUCAUGGAUAAUGAAUUCUGUCUCAAAGGAAUUGCUUAGUGGAAUUGUCUACUCGACUGAUGCAUGUGGAGUUUGGAGAGAUCUCAAAGAGCGAUUCGACAAAGCUAAUGGAUUGCGGAUUUUUCAGUUGCACAGGGAGAUUGUAUCUCUAACUCAGGGAAUGAGUAGCAUUUCUGAGUAUUUUACUCGAUUGCGUUUGCUUUGGGCUGAAUUUGACAGUUUAGCUCCUUUUUCUGGAUGUGAUUGUGCGAGAUCACAAGAUUUUACCGAGUUCAUGCGAAGGCAAAAAUUGCUGCAGUUUCUCAUGGGCCUAAAUGAAUCCUAUGAACAAGCUAGAGGUCAGCUUCUAAUGUUGAUUCCUAUUCCUUCUGUAAAUCAGGCUUACUCAAUGAUGAUUGAAUGGGAAAGUCAAAGAAAUAUGGCACAUGUUGCUGGAUCAAUGACGAACAUGGAGAUUGCAUCCUUGGUGGCCGGAAGAAAUGGACAUCCUAAGUUGAAGAAGAACUGGAACUCUCAGUGUGAUUAUUGUAGAAGGACUGGGCAUACUAGGGAUAAUUGUUAUAAGUUGAUCGGUUACCCACCUGAUUUCAAGUUUAGGAAGAAGGAUAACAAUCCUAAUCUUGUGAAUCCAAGGGGACAUGGUAGAGCUUCUUGUGUUGAUACCUAUAGGGGUUCUUCUGAUAGAGGAAAAGGUGUGAUGCCAUCAGAAUCUCACAGUGGGGGAAGAGAAUUUGGAAGGUACUCUGGUGAUUGGCAUAGAGAGGCAGAAGCAGGACGUCCGAACUACUCACAUCACCAAUACAAUCAACUGAUGCAUAAUAUGGAGAACCCACACCACUAUAAUCAAUUCCAACGGCUGAUGGAUAAAGACAAUUCUGGAGGAAGCUCAUCCCACUCUCAUCUGUCUGAUUCAGCUAACAUGGGAGGUAAUGUAUCUGUCUCUAAUGUGCUAAAUUCUCACAACACAAGUAAUAUUCAUACGCCUCAAAUGAAUGAACCUAAAGAAGAAUGGAUAAUCGAUACUGGAGCAACUAAUCAUAUGAUUUCCCACAAAGGAAUGCUAAUAGCUGGUAAAGGAACUGUUAAAGUUUCUAAUAAAAUGGUGUAUUUACCAAAUGGAGAAACAGUAGAUGUUUCACAUAUUGGCAAUUGUGGAAUAAUGAAUGGAAGGGUGUUAACCAAUGUACUGUACAUACCAGAUUUUAGGUUCAAUCUGAUGUCUGUUUCCAGGAUAACUAAGGAACUAAAUUGCUCAGUUCAAUUUUUUCCUAACUUCUGUAUAUUCCAGGACCUCUCAAAUGGGAAGGUGUUGGAGAUUGGUGAAGAAAAGGAUGGACUCUAUUUGUUAAAGCGUAAAGGACAAACAGAGAAUAAUGAUCAGCACUUUAGAGGAUUACGACAAAUUAAAGGUUUGAUAGCUACAAGAAAUAAAGUAGACGUUUUACUUUGGCAUAGGAGAAUGGGACAUACAUCUGCUGGAGCCAUGCAACAAGUGUUUAGUCUUAGCCAUGAUUACUGUAAGCAAGAAAUCAGUAGUUGUGAAAUUUGCCCACUUGCUAAACAAACUAGGAUACCUUUUCCUAGUAGUGAUACCAGAUCUAUUGCUAUUUUUGAUUUACUACAUUUGGAUGUAUGGGGACCUUUUCAUGUACCUACUUUUGAUGGCAAUAAAUUGUUCUUACCAUUGUGGAUGACUAUUCUCGGAUGA